This is a messenger RNA of Aspergillus versicolor CBS 583.65, 854 nucleotides long. RefSeq lists its product as uncharacterized. NCBI's taxonomy places the organism in Eukaryota, Fungi, Ascomycota, Eurotiomycetes, Eurotiales, Aspergillaceae. Bases 156 to 713 code for a protein of 185 amino acids. The transcript has a single exon. The record is from RefSeq and is a predicted model, not a curated record.
UUUGGAGAUUCAGAUUCAAUCACUUUCUUUCUCUUUGCUUUCUCUUUCGAGGUUUAUCCUCCCGACUUUCUCUUCUUUUUCUUGAGCAAAAAGACAUUCUCUUUCCAAACUCACUCCACCUUCUCUACAAACCAAACCAAAUCAAUACAUCCACUAUGUAUUUCUCCAAGGCCCUCCUCGCUUCCACCCUCGCUCUCGCAGCCACCGCUGCCCCUGCUCCCUCGAGCACCACCAGCUCCGCCCCCAGCAGCUCCAGCUCCAGCUCCUCCGGCGGCGGCGGUGGCGGCGGCGUCACCAUCAUCAACAACCUCUCUGAGGAGGUGCAGAUCCAAAACACUGCCUCCACAACGGGCAACGGCGCCUCAAAGAGCCUCAGCUCCGGCGGUGACAGCACAACCGAGACGAUGCAGACCACCUCCGACGGCAGCGGCAUCUCCAUCAAGAUGUCCACCGGCGGAUCCGAGAAGUCCGUCCUCCAGUUCGAGUACACCAGCGAGGGCGACAAGGUCUUCUGGGACUUCUCCAGCAUCGACCUCGACGAGAACUCGGCCUUCAUCAAGGGCGGCUUCUCUGCCCAGCCCGACAGCGGUGGCUGCGAGGGUGUCUCCUGCUCGCCCGGUGACACCAACUGCUCCCAGUCGUACCAGAACCCGGACGACAAGAACACCAACGCCUGCCCCGGUGGCACCUCUUUCACUGUUACCUUGGGUUAAGCUAUAGAGCGGGAUGUUAGCAAUGCUGGCCCGUUGCCUGCCUGUUACUUGUGAUGUUUGCUGUCUUCUGGGGCCGAUAAAGCCCGCAAGGCAGGCCUUGCACUCUUUUAUGACUUGUUAUUCUUCAUGCGUUUUAGACCA